Molecule: messenger RNA, 1602 nt
Organism: Dracunculus medinensis (Guinea worm)
Lineage: Eukaryota; Metazoa; Nematoda; Chromadorea; Rhabditida; Dracunculidae
Source: the annotation of a GenBank genome assembly
AUGAGUAAAAAUUGUAAUGGUUUGGUGGCAAGUACGUCUACGGCACAAAUGCAUGAACGAAGUCCAUCGAAGACGCCUUCUAAAAAUCAGUCUUCAAUAAAGGGUAAGAACUCUCAAGUGGUCAUUAAUCAACUAUCACCAUUUCUAACAACAAAAAGAUGUAAAAAUCGACCAAGGAAAGCGCUUUAUGAUGUAUUCCUAGGUGGUAGUUGCGGAAAUACUGUGUGGCGUCGCGAUCAGGUGAUACCUUAUUUGGAAAAAAGAGCAAUAAGUUAUUAUGAUCCGCAACGAAGUGUGUGGAAUGAACAUAUGAUUAAUGAAGAAAGUGUUGCCAAAGAGAAUUCAAGUCUCUUUUUAUUCGUGCUUGAUCCUGCUACGGUAAAUGCUACUUCAUUUCUCGAAAUUGCCCAUUUUGCUGCUCGUAAGGCGCCAAAAUUGGUUGUAGUGUUUCUCGGACAAUCAGAAUGGCGAGAUAAAGGCCAUCCAGAUGAUCUUCCAGAUAGGCAACGAACCUGUGAUCUUCUUGAUAAUAUCCUGACUACGCAUAAUGUUCCUGUGUUACAGUCAAUUCAAGAAGCGCUAAGAUACAUCGAUGAAGUAAUUAUCGGUGAGAAAACUUGGUCUGAAGCUAUGUCUAAUCCUUUACAAAGGCUACCUUACUUAAUGCUUUGUGGACGUAGAACAUUUAAGCAUUUAGUAAAGAAAAUUAAAACAACGUGGCUGCUUAUAAAAAAUAUUAUUGCAAGGUGGAGGGGAACUAAGUAUGUAUUGAUCGGUAUUUGUGAAAUUUUAUUGAUAUUAACAAUACAUUGCUUCUUACAUGGUCUACCAAUCCUGUUGAUUCUUAUUCCUGUUAUUGCUCUGGAUGUUAUUCUUGCAAUUACAUCUUUUAUAUAUUAUCGCCAGAAAGCAGAUGAAACUGCAAAACAUCACGCAAAACUUUUGCAGCAGCGUAUAAAUUCAUUUCAUUUACCCAUUUCCAGUCAUUCUUCUGUGCCUUUUAAUGUUAUUCCCCAACAAUUACCACUCACUUAUUCAUCUCAGAAUAAUUCUGGUCGAAUUUGCGAUGAGACAACAACUUUGCCAAAUAAUUUUCUGAAAUAUUGUGCUAUUAGCCAUAAGGAAUGUUUUAACCAAUUGACGUGGCGAAACGGUUUUGAUGUAUUUCUUGGAUGUAGCUCUAGAAAUAAUGCCGAACUUUCUUGGAUACCACAAGUUGCUGCUCCAUUACUGUACAAAAAAGGUAUAUCAUUUUGUUCCGAUUUAAUGGUGGAAAAAAAUAAACGAUUGGUUACUCUUGACAUAUCUCGAAGGAUCCUCUAUCAUAUACCUUCUUGUGAAACAAUUCUUUCGGGCAUGGUCGAAGUCGCUUAUUUUCUUGGACAUACCAAUUGGAGUUUAGUGUUAUGCGUUCCAAAACGAGCGAAGAUGCUUAUUUCUCCUACAAGUAACGAUGAAAUUAGAAGACACAUCGAUCAGCGAAAUGAAUGUUAUCGAAUGGCCUUUUGUUAUCUCAGGGACAUGGCAGAAAGGAGGCAAUGCGAGGUAUUUUCACAUCUGGACGAUGCUCUACAAUUUGUUAUUUCUUGCUCAAAAGAGUGA